Molecule: messenger RNA, 2427 nt
Organism: Lineus longissimus
Lineage: Eukaryota; Metazoa; Nemertea; Pilidiophora; Heteronemertea; Lineidae
Product: zinc finger CCHC domain-containing protein 7-like
Exons: 8
Coding region: 113-2161 (682 amino acids)
Biological process (GO): nuclear polyadenylation-dependent rRNA catabolic process; nuclear polyadenylation-dependent snRNA catabolic process; nuclear polyadenylation-dependent CUT catabolic process
Cellular component (GO): TRAMP complex
Molecular function (GO): zinc ion binding; RNA binding
Source: RefSeq, a predicted model, not a curated record
GGGGGCAUCUCCUGACAACCCCCAAAAAAUGCUGAAAUAUUCUGUUUCCGCAUUGCCGUAUUCUAAUUGAAUUGUUUCAUCAGAGGUUUUUGUAAGACUCAACUUCAGAGAAAUGUUUGGAAGUUUCUCAAGUCAAGGGUGGGACUAUGGUGAUGACAUCGCCAGAGGAAAUCCUGAUGAUGAUCCAUUGGAUGAUCUGGAUUCAGAUAGUUCCGAGUACCACAGGGAGAUGGAAGUGGCCUUGUACAGCCAAAUUCAUCAUGAGACUGUUGGAGAAGUGGAGGAACAAGCCACGUCUUUCACUGUCGAAAACGCAAAGGAGAAAAAUGGUGAAAUCAUCAGAAAUGAAUCACCCAAGCUCCUUGGAAAGAAAGCUGUGUCAACUCCAGUAGUUUCUAAUGAAUAUACUGUGAAAUUAGAGACACAUGUGCUGGAGCCUAGAGCUACAAGUACACCUGCACCAGAAUCAAAGGAAACUGAAGUUAUUAACCUCACAUCUGAAAGAAAAUUCAGUAAGAAAAAGACAUCUGGCCCCAAGAUUGAAGACUUUCUUAUGAUCAGCAGUGAUGAUUUGAUGUCUCCUCCCUGGUCUGAAAGAUCUGUCAAAUCAAGUACAACUAAGCAAAUGCCAGAGGUUAUAACACUAUCAAGUGACAUCACUUCCGAUACUGAUGUAGUUGUUGAAAAACAUUUCGUUGGUGGUAUCUCUCUGCCCGUUUCUGACAAGAAAAAGAGGACAAAAGCCAAGGAAGAAUUGAUAGAUUUGACUCUUUUAGAUAGUUCUGAUAUGUCUUCGAGUGAUAGUGAUAUACUUCAGGAAAUUGUGGAUGAAAUAAAUGAUGACAAUAUUGUUUUGAAUGUUAACAACAAGGGAGCAAGGAAGAUCGUCCUGAAUGCUGCUGAAUUGAGCGACUAUGAAGAGAUAUGUCAACUUGACCAGGAUUCCAGUUGGAAUAUAAUCAAUUCUGACAAGUAUACCCAUCUAGCCAUUCCUGGUAGAUAUUACGGUCCGCCAAAAAUUCAAUGUAACAACUGCAAGGAACGAGGCCACCUCUCCAGAGACUGCCCAAAGCCAAAGAAAUUGCCAGUUUGCCUUCUCUGUGGUAUUCAGGGCCACAUGGCACGAGAAUGUCCGGAAAGCCUCUGUUACAACUGCAGUCAAACCGGACACAGUAGCAGGGACUGCUCCAAAAGGCGCAGCAGAGAUAGUGAUCAGUGUUACCGCUGUGGCGGCUGGGGACACGUAAGAGCAGAAUGUUCAGACCUGUGGAGACAGUACCAUUCAACAACUGGCCCUGGUUUACUUGUACAAACAGAGACUCAAGAGAACUCCAAUAUGUGGUGCUUCAACUGCAGCCAGGAAGGGCAUUUUGGGCAUGAAUGUACAGAAGAAAUGAUGAAUCGCUGGAGCAAGGCACCAUUUUGUCCAUGGGUGUCUAAAUAUGAUGACAUCAGAAUCAAAAAUCCAACCAAUAGAAAAAGGCAGCACGAUGAUCACAGAUCCAAUGAGCCUGUUUGGAAAAGAAGAAAAACAGAUUCCACGAGUGCUACCAGUUCAAGAAAGAUUUCUGAACAGACAAAACGCUGGUUGUCUGCUGAAGAAAAUUCAAAAAAGACAAAAAAAGGAAAGAGUAUGAAAAAGAUUUCUGAACAGACAAAACGCUGGUUGUCUGCUGAAGACAAUUCAAAAAAGACUAAAAAAGGAAAGAGUAUGAAAAAAAAAAAGAGAAAGUUUGAGGAGGAAUACGGAGGGGAUGAUUUACCGCGGUCAAGUGUCAGGGACGGGCAGAGGGGUAGGAGAAAACGGAGAGGCGCUGGUAGUUUGAGUCUAGAGCAGCAUUCCUGGCUUGUUGAUGAGCCUGUUGAAAAGAAAAAGGGAAGAAAGAACUUUAGAGAAAAGAAAGCUGCUGUGGCUGCUGAGUAUUCGGAACAGAAGGUUGGAAACUACAGGCAGAAGAAUAAAACGAAGUGGAAGUUAGAUCAGACUGGUAGAAAUGAUGGUGGAAAUCCUCAUUUCAAAUCAAAGUGGGUUCCAUCAGAAAAAGGUGAAUGGACUUGUAAGGGUAGGGGGAAGCGUGGGAAAGGUGGAGGAAGAAACUGGAAUACUGGUGGUAAUAGUGGAUUCAAGUCCAAGAAGGGUUUCAAUUUCAAGGUAUACUAGGUAUAUUUCAAGAAUUGUUUGUGUGCUCAUGAUUUAAAUGUUGCAAGGAAUUCAGUUUUGACAUCUUUUGUUGUAACAUCGCUCAAAAGAGGGGUUAUUUCCAUAUAUCUCUUCCAAGCAGUUUUCAUCCUUUGAUUGGGACUUUUACAAGUUUGUGAUGAUUGCGAAGAUUUGUAAUUCAGAAAAUGAAGACACAGGAUAUGUUGUUUUUCAUUCAAAAAAUAAAUACCUAGCAAAGAAACUGUGUUUUCUUCCUCAUUACAGUA